Parathielavia appendiculata is the source of this 458-nucleotide messenger RNA. RefSeq lists its product as uncharacterized. The transcript has a single exon. The record is from RefSeq and is a predicted model, not a curated record. Lineage: Eukaryota; Fungi; Ascomycota; Sordariomycetes; Sordariales; Chaetomiaceae. Bases 150 to 332 code for a protein of 60 amino acids.
CCUGAUUACAACCCUGCUAAGAAGGACCUUGAUUUCGCAGCCAAUUCUUUGGGCACUGGAGCUUGGAUAUUGUAUCCUCCUGUGUAGAGUGCCUCUGCAUUCCCACGGCCAGUUUCGCAAGGCUGAACGUCCUCUCGCACUCCGUUGACAUGGGUGGAAGAGAGCAAGUCGAGCGCCAUCAGCCUAGGAAAUCGCUCCUGGUUACUCAACCACCACUGCAACGGAUCUUCCACCGGCCUAACAGGCUCGCCAAGGUAGGCUGCUACCUCAUCCAGGCCGUGGAGAGCCUCGGGCGGAUCGUAGAAGUCAUCUCCAUAGAGGUAGUGUUGUAACGGGCUGAACCCGAGAUGGGCCUCGAUGACCCUCGGCCAGCUCUCGUAUAAGCACGGUCCACCAAACCCCCUGGAUGAAGCUAUUCCCACUCGACCCACAGUGUUGAACCUUCUAGCAGCGCACAC